Messenger RNA from Nymphalis io (European peacock), 2544 nucleotides. RefSeq names its product sodium-dependent phosphate transporter 1 (gene NaPi-III). The transcript has 10 exons. Gene Ontology annotation, cellular component: membrane. Gene Ontology annotation, molecular function: phosphate transmembrane transporter activity. Gene Ontology annotation, biological process: phosphate ion transmembrane transport. The coding region runs from base 482 to 2395 and encodes 637 amino acids. NCBI's taxonomy places the organism in Eukaryota, Metazoa, Arthropoda, Insecta, Lepidoptera, Nymphalidae. The record is from RefSeq and is a predicted model, not a curated record.
AAGGCGACUAACCAUACUUUUGUAAAGCGGUUUUUAACGUCUCAGGACCAUAAAAAAAUAUAUUUUCAAAAAAAAUGAAGCCGAAUUUACUAAAGCGAUACCAUAUUCAUGAUCUGCUUUUUAAGCAUUUUACGUUGUGACGCACAAUUUUGUAAUUCCAAACACAUUGUUACUCGUAUUCUAAAUAACUUUAAUUAUUAUUAAUAAUAAUUUAAACAAAACUUUUUUAAGUCUUUAAUUAUAAAAUUUUGUAUGUUACGAACAUAUUUUUAUAUGGGAAGAAUGGUCAUUUUAAUUCGAUAAGGAAAAAUUUGUUACUUAAAAAAAUAAUUUAAAUUUUUUAAAGCGAAGCUUAUCUGUUAACUUUAUUUAGCGACAAAAAAAACUUAGGUGCUAGAAAAUACUUACUAUUAAUAACUCAUAAUAGUUCAUAAAAUAGCAAAUGUCGGGAAUUAUUAUAUAACAAUAGCAGUACGCCGAAAUGGAACCAUAUUCGAGUGAUUUAGUCUGGUUGGUGGUAUGCGGUUUUAUAGUGGCAUUUAUUUUGGCAUUUGGUAUCGGGGCUAAUGACGUAGCGAAUUCUUUCGGCACAAGCGUCGGCUCUAAGGUUCUUACAUUAACACAAGCAUGCAUACUGGCAACUAUUUUCGAGAUCGCUGGAGCUGUUCUUAUUGGGUACAAAGUAUCAGACACAAUGCGUAAGGGUAUAUUGGACGUGUCGUUGUAUGCAGACGGAGGCGAAAGGUUGCUCGCGGCUGGUUGUCUAUCAGCUCUGAUAGCUGGAGCUUCGUGGUUAAUAUUAGCUACGGCGCUGCGGCUACCAGUGUCAGGGACACAUUCGGUCGUUGGAGCUACUGUUGGUUUCACACUGACCGCUAAAGGACCGGUUGGUGUCCGUUGGUCUACUCUUGGGGCUAUUGUGUUAUCGUGGUUUAUUUCUCCGGCACUUAGCGGUGCAGUGUCAGCAUUGUUGUUUUGGUUGGUCCGAAGGUUUAUACUUCGUGCUUCGAAACCGAUAAUUGCAGGAUUGCAGGCAUUGCCGUUCUUUUAUGGUGCUACUAUUGCCAUUAAUGUACUUAGCGUAGUGCACGAUGGUCCGAAAUUGUUGGCUAUGGAUAAAAUACCCCUGUGGGUUGCACUGGGCGGUUCGCUAGCGCUCGGGGUGGUGGGAGCGGUAUGCGUACGUGCCUUUCUCGUACCCUAUUUUCGACGCCAGCUUGUUCCGCCUCCGGUUAAUUUUACUCUUGGGCCAUCAAAUGAGACAACACCAACUAAUACUCCAACACACGGUAAAAAUAAUGUAGCGCAACGUCCGACAUCAUUACUGUCUGAAGAUGGUAAACUUUUAGAAGCGAUUGCAGAGAGCGCCGAAAUGGUUACAUUGAGCGACGCAGAUAAAUGUUCAGUCGGUGUACGAGAGAUGAAUGCGAGGAACCGAGCUCUUCUAGCUACGAUGGAUGACUGUAGCAUACUAUCGCGAAGCUUAAGUCCGCCUAAUAAAUCAAGAUUACAGCUGAUUGAUGCCGAUCCUCAAAUAAACACGUUAAAAUACAUAGACGAGACGCUCAGUUGUUGCAAGAGCUUAGAUUCCGCUCAGCUCGCUGGAAUGGGGGAGAGUUAUGAUUCAAAAAACGGUUUUCUUGGCGAUUCAUGUGAUACCAUCGCACGCGGGGAGCUCGGCCGCUUAUCAGCUUUGAGAGUUGUACCCGCUAUGGUCGAGUUUGAGACUCCUCCCCCAAGGUCGGACAAGGGGCCGGAGCUGGGCAGCGCGUGGAGUAUCGAGUGCGACGCGCGCAACACGCGGCUGGCGGCCAUCACGCCCAACUCCAGCGCCGCGCCGCUGCUGCGCGCCGCCAGCCCCGCGCCGCCCGCGCCGCCGCCCCCGCCGCCCGACACUCUGCGGCUCUUCUCCUUCCUACAGGUGCUCACUGCCACCUUCGGGGCGUUCGCACAUGGCGGCAACGACGUUAGUAACGCCAUAGGGCCUCUCGUGGCGCUGUGGCUGUUGUACUCGGAGGGCGGCGCGCACGCGCGGGCGGAAACUCCGCUCGCAAUAUUAGUGUUCGGCGGCGUCGGCAUCGCGCUGGGCUUAUGGCUGUGGGGUCGCCGGGUCAUUCGUACAGUGGGGGAAGAUCUCACCAGUAUCACGCCCGACACUGGUUUCACCAUCGAGUUGGGCGCGGCGCUGACCGUUUUGGUGGCGAGCAAGGCGGGGCUGCCCAUUUCCACUACUCACUGUAAGGUGGGCUCCGUUGUGUGCGUCGGAUAUUUUUCAGAAAAAUCCGUGGAUUGGAGUCUAUUCAGAAAUAUAAUAUUCGCAUGGUUGGUGACCGUCCCUGCCGUGGCGGGCACGGCGGCGCUCGCUAUGUUGGCCCUAGAAGCGUUUGUUGUUUAAGCAAAACAUCAAAUGUUGUUGAAACAUUGAGUCGUCAGCGAAAUUCUUCAUUUUUAUGUUCGUUAUUAACCUAUUUAACAAUAAGAAAUUCAUACCUGUUAACAGCGAAAUAAAUCUCUAGACACGUCACUUACAAAAUUAAUAGCAAA